UAAAUUAACAUGGCCCGAAUGAACCGCCCAGCUCCUGUGGAAGUCACAUACAAGAACAUGAGAUUUCUUAUUACACAUAAUCCAACCAAUGCAACAUUAAACAAAUUUAUUGAGGAACUUAAGAAAUAUGGAGUUACCACGAUAGUAAGAGUAUGUGAAGCAACUUAUGACACUACUCUUGUUGAGAAAGAAGGCAUCCAUGUUCUCGAUUGGCCUUUUGAUGAUGGUGCACCACCGUCCAACCAGAUUGUUGACGACUGGUUAAGUCUUGUAAAAAUUAAGUUUCGUGAAGAACCUGGUUGUUGUAUUGCUGUUCACUGUGUUGCAGGGCUUGGGAGAGCUCCAGUGCUUGUCGCCCUAGCAUUAAUUGAAGGUGGAAUGAAAUAUGAAGAUGCAGUACAGUUCAUAAGACAAAAGCGGCGUGGAGCUUUUAACAGCAAACAACUUUUGUAUUUGGAAAAAUAUCGUCCUAAGAUGCGGCUGCGCUUCAAAGACUCCAAUGGUCAUAGAAACAACUGUUGCAUUCAAUAAAACUGGGGUGCCUAAUGCUAUUGCUUUGGAAGAAGAACUUGAGACAGGAUCUAAUUUGUCAUACAUAUUAGCCAACAUGUUGGCUUGGUGAAUAAGUUUAGUGAAGCUUCCAAAGGGUAUUGAAAAUUAGUUUUACCAGGCCACGAGUUUGACAGAAUUGCAACCUCUGUCUUUGGGUUAUAACCAACUUAUUUGGACAUUUAGCAAAAGAUUGUUGCUGUUUAGUAUUUAAAAUGUGCUUAUCAUUUGUACCAAUUGACUUUUCCUGAAAUCAUGCAAUAUUCAGUUGUAUCUUAAAUCUAUUCCCAUGCCAGAAUCUUAUCAAUACAUAAGAAAUUUAGAAAGAUUAGGUGCCAAAAUACCCAGCACAAUACUUGUAUAUUUUUAGUAUCAUACAGAAUUAAAAUCCCAGGAACUAUGAACACUCUAGACCUUAUGUGGUUUAUUCCUUCAGUCAUUUCAAACAUUGAAACUAGGGACUAUAUGGUUAUUUGCCUGUUCACUUUAUGUUUACAUCUCCCACAUUCAUACCAGUAUACAUCAGGUUUGCUUAACCAUUGAUUUUUUUUUUACCAAGUCUUAUGAUUAUUUAAUGUUUCUAUAAAUCUUUUGCUGUUAAUAUAAAACCUCCAUUUUGAAAAAUCUACAUUGUACAGAAGCACAUGUCUUUAAUGUCUUCAGACAAAAAAAGCCUUACAGUUAAUUUAACGUUUGCACUCUGAGGUGCAGCUUAACAGGGAGGGCCUGAGAAAAGAAUGGGAGGGGGCUAUUAAAUAUUUUUAGUAAAAUGUUGCCUUUGUCUUGUGCAUAACAUGUAGAAUAUGCUCUUUAAUUUAGUAAAUAUUUUUUUAAGAGGUAGAGAUGCUUUGUUAUUGUAGCUUAAAAUUCUUAAUCAUAAAAUUUCUGAAAUUCUUGUAAUUUUUUCCAUACUUAUCAAAAGUUGUUUACCAACUUAUUUUUGUUUGAAGUGUGAUUUUUUUUUCCUUCCCAACCUCUUGCAAAAAAAAGUGGGUUUCUGCUAAUGAAUUGAGCAGACAUCUAAUAUUUUAUAUGCCUUUUGAGCUGUGUAACUUAAUAUUUGAAUACUUGAUAAUUUGUUUUAUUAUGUAAUUGAUAAAAUGGUGAUGUGUAUUAAUGUUAGUUCAACCAUAUAUUUAUACUGUCUGGGAAUGUGUGGUUAUAGUUCUGUGGGAGAAUAAUUUGUCUGUUCACCAGCUUGUAAAAACUUAGUGCGAGAGCUUAAACAUCUAAAUAAAUAAUGAAAUGCAUUUAUCAUCACUGAGAUUGUUUUGCUUAAACAUAACUUAUUUUGCAGAAAACAAAAUGAAUUGCACUUUGCUUAAUGCCAUUAGAUGUAAAGUGUGUCCUCACUUUUUUUUUUUACAAAUGAAGAGCUAAAUGAAGUCAACAUUUUAGUAAGCUUGUUAACAAAACUUGUUAGGAUAGUGACCACUGUUAAAUACUAAAAGUGCUUUUAAUUUAUUAUAAACUUUACUUUUUUAAGGGUAUAGAUAAUUUUGAAUCAAUUGUAUACUGGAGAGGAACAGUAUAGUAGAGAAAGGCCUUGAUUUUUUUAAAGCUCACUUCUGAACCUCAGUUUCCACAUUUGCAACUUAAUAUUUCCAGAUUUUAAGUUAGUUUGAACAUUGUUUUACACAUGAAAACUGAGUGUUAGUUUUGGUAAUCUAAGAUGUAUUAUCCUUUCACAUAAUUCUUGUUAACCUAAAUACCACUUAAAAAUGUAAAAGACUCAAAAUUUAAGUCAAAGGUGGUCCUCCACUUUGGGGUUUAAGUAAUCUACUUCCAUAUCUUAAGGCCAGUUUAGUUUUCAUUCCGUUUUUAAAUAUAGCCUACUCUUAAGAUCAUUUCAUGUAGUUAAUUACUAAAUGAUACACUAUUAACCCACAGCCCAACCCAUAGAACAGCAUAGGUGUAAAGAGAGGAGUUACCGUCAGGAUUAAUGGGAAGUAUAUUUUAAGUUUGAAAAGUUGAAUUAAUUAGUGUUGAUUUUCUAUAUAUGGUGCUAAAAAUCAAUUUACUUUAUAAACCUUACCUGUACAGUAUAUAACAUGAAAUUUGCUUUUUAAUUCAAAUAUUUUGUAUCUUGUAAAUAAUGGCUAAUACAGGAGUACCUAUAAUAUACAUCCUAAAGUAUUCCUUACAUCUAAUAAGAAUUUUAAAAAUUGUUAGUUGAGGUCUUUCUAAAAUUUGAUUACUUGGGUUUGAAUACCCUCAUUGAGAUGAUGUAAAUAAUAACUAGUUGCCUAGGCUUGUCUGUAGAAACCAUAUAUGUUGCUGAUGUAAUUAAUGAGGUUACUGAAUCAUAGCAAGAAAAUACAAUCUCCUUUUGUUAAAAGAAAACCCUAAAAGCAGAUGCCAUUGGUAAUUUUUUGCAGUGUACUGCAACCUUAACUUAUUGUUUUGAGUGCUCCUUUUCCUUGGGCAGUGUUCUCCUAUUUCCACAGCUUUAUACAGCCUCAGGCAUGCCAUCAUCUGGUCACAUCACCCCUCCAAAGAACUUGAAAAUAAUAUUGUGUUCUCCAAUUUGGCUUUAGAAUCUGAAUGUACUAUUCAUCUGACAAACGCCUACUGUUUUCCAGGCAUUUCAAAGUAUUGCAGAGACUAUAAAAGGAUAUCUCCAGAUUUUGGUCACUGAUGAACUACUUACUACCCACAAAACACCUUACUCCCACUCUGACAUUAAGAGUGCUUUCUUUUGGAGGUUCAGGAAAUGUAAUUUAGUGAGACUGCUUCAGAGGGAAGUGGAAGUAUGUAAGUGAUUUUCUUUGACAUGUAAAGUUCUUUUAAAAUAAAUUUUAAAAGCUACA
Molecule: messenger RNA, 3359 nt
Organism: Lepus europaeus (European hare)
Lineage: Eukaryota; Metazoa; Chordata; Mammalia; Lagomorpha; Leporidae
Gene: PTP4A1
Product: protein tyrosine phosphatase 4A1
Exons: 5
Coding region: 10-531 (173 amino acids)
Biological process (GO): protein dephosphorylation
Cellular component (GO): nucleus
Molecular function (GO): protein tyrosine/serine/threonine phosphatase activity
Source: RefSeq, a predicted model, not a curated record